Molecule: messenger RNA, 1512 nt
Organism: Trichoderma gamsii
Lineage: Eukaryota; Fungi; Ascomycota; Sordariomycetes; Hypocreales; Hypocreaceae
Exons: 3
Coding region: 1-1512 (503 amino acids)
Source: RefSeq, a predicted model, not a curated record
AUGCCGCCACGAGGUAUCGACACUCCUGGCAAAGGACGCGGAUUUUCCGAAUCCUCGCAAGUCGAUGUCGAGAAUCUAGCUACUGAGACGCCAACCGCGCCAUCUCUGCCACGAGCUCAAGAUCAAGAAGAGUACCAAGAUAGUGACGGUGAAGAUCAAUCUGUUACUGACGGAGCGGAUGGAACUUAUCAAGAAAGCAUCACUUCCAACAAGCCACGUAUUAUACUUCAACCUUCUCGAUGCUUGAGAUCAAAGGCGGCCAAACAAGCGCCAACGCAACAAGGACUGCCGACACCGAGUCAGAUUGAGACCCCAAAUUCGAGGAAAAGAAGUGGUGAGAAACACGAUGAUGCAACCGCACGGCCUGAAAAGCGCGGCAAGAAACCUGCGGUCGAUCCUAAAAUUAAAAAGUAUGAGAAGGCUUUUGAUGAAUGGCUGGAUGACUACAAGUCGAAAACUCAGAGUCUUGAAACUCUCAAAACCAAGAACCAAGAACUGCACCGUGAAAAUGAUUCUCUGAAGAAAGAUCUCAAGCAAUUACACCAAGAUCAGAAACGAAAAGAAGUGUCGCAGCAAUCACAUAUCGCCCAGUUACAAAGCGAGUGCAGUAAGCUGAGAAGAAAGCUAGAGGCUGCUAUCGAUGCUGCUAAACAGGACUCUGGCAAAUAUACCAAAGUGUCGGACUCUGAUAUUGCUGCGGGAUGGGGGAGAUUAUGCUUCAACAUUCGCGACAUAGUCUCUCAGUGCUUAACCAACCGUCCCGCCAAUGAGUGUGACGAGAUUGAGACUUUGAUGAAACGAAUGAAAAAGUUCCUGCCUCUGUCCCGGUGCAAUGUUGCCAGUCUACGAGUUGCUGUACUUCGACGAUCGAUAUGGUAUACAAUCAAAUCCGCUGUAUUUUCGGGGAUGCGGCCUAUCUGGUACGGAGAAGCUGGCCAGACGUUGACACAAAUCUUGCUUAUAGAGGCUAACACGUCUCCUCCCAUAGGCCAAAGAUGUUUCAAUAAACCUCACUGCCUCAAAAUGCUCAGCCAGAUGAAAUUUAGAGCGAUUGCUGGUCUCAAUGAUGGCCCUCAGCUCUAUGAAAGAGCCAAAGGAGCCACGCUUAUACUGGUUGAAGCUGCCAAGAUCAUGCUUUCCCCAUUCAUCCAAGAUUCGAUGAUGGAUCAAUUUGAAGCCAAGAUGAACAAGUUGAUUAUGGACGCAGUUGAUCUUCAAACCAUGAUGAUGAGUUCAAAAGCCAUUUACUUCCUGCGGUGGCUUGGAGAUGAUGAUGGCGCGCAAUUCACCCCUUAUAACCGAGAAAUGAUGGAAUCCAUGCAAAGCGAUGUGGACACCUACACAUCUCGAUAUUUUGUGGAGUUUGUCGAAGCGCCGGCCUUGAUAAAAUAUGGCAAUGCAGAUGGCGAGGAUUUUGAGUUUCAUAUGAUCCUUUGGAAGUCUUCGGUCAUACUUAGAGAACUGGAGGUCAUACCUAAUUCGGACGAUGGGUCUAUGCAUAUGGCGGUAUAA